Messenger RNA from Prorocentrum cordatum, 585 nucleotides. The record is from the annotation of a GenBank genome assembly. Lineage: Eukaryota; Dinophyceae; Prorocentrales; Prorocentraceae.
AUGCAAGUGUUGCGGCCCGAUCUCUUGUCCUGCCUGUUCCUGGCUCCGCCGUGCGGCCGAGAGUCUCUCCCUCGAAGGCCUCCGAGAGGGCGCCAGAAGGAGAGCCCGGGGAGCGGCCCGAGGGGCGCGGCUGCACGCCGCCUCCCUCCCCCCCUGCAGCAGAGCGUGGGGCUGGCGCCUCGGCCUGGCGGCCUGGGCCGCCCCUGCAGGGCCCCGGGUGCCCCCCCGGCCGCCGCCGUCCGCCGCCGCCGCGGUCGUCGCCGCCGUCGUCGCCGCGGCCGGCGUCGCCAGUGCGAGCGCUCUGGGCUUCUCCCGCGUCGGUCCGCCCCAAAGGACUACGUGCCUCUGGCCGGCGGCUACGGCCACGGCUCAAGCACGAUCUCGGCCUGGAUCUCGCGCAACAUCAACCGCGACAUGCGCAGCGGCAAGGUGAACUACCCGCCUGCGUUCGGGGAGCCGCCCUUUCAAGCGACAAGGGAUCUUGUGAUGCUGCCGUUCGGUUACGGACGUGGCUCGGGGACCACUGCGAGGUGGCUUAAGGAGAAGGCCCUUGGGUGGGGCACCACUGGUAUGGCGCAGGGGUAG